GGCGCCCCCUUUCCUCUCGGUCUCUCACGUGACUCUCCCUCUCACUCUAUCCUCCGGUCCUCCCGCGACGGUGACGCCCCCGACCUCGACCAGGCGCCUCCGCUCGCCGCGCCGGUCGCUUGGCCUGCCUGCUGGCUGCCGCAGCCUGCACUGCCGCCGGCGCCGGCCUGCCCCCAGAGGCUGCCGCAGCCUGCAGUGCCUACUGCUGGCCCACCCCCAGCCCCUAACCGGCCAAAUCAAAGGUCUGCCACUGCCCACCAUGGCCGGCGCUGCGCCCGCACCAGGCCAAGCUGGAGCCUUGCUCAACCACCGGAAGCGCAAGGCUUUGGCCCCCGCCGCAGAGGACGAAGCCGAGGAGCUAGAGAGGGAGGUGGAGGAGCUGGAGAGUGAGCUAGCCGAUCUGGACCGACACGUCCUGGAGCACCUCCGCGGCACAGCCAAACGCGUUCCCGACGCGGUUGCCUCCUGCCUCACCGCUCUCCUCCCUUCCGCCCUCAUUGAAGUUCCAACGGUUUCUGAAACUUCAAUUGUUGAAGAUGACCAAGAGCAGCUUGAAAAGCUAAGGCUCCUCAAAUUAAAAAUGGAGGCUAAUAUUGCUACUUUGCCCAAGGUACUUGAGAGAAUGAAUGAAUCUGUUGCCCAGUGUGAGAAAUUGGAGAGUUUGAAUGUGAAUAUCCAUCCUAUUUUUUGAAGAAAAGAUCAGAGUUUCCUGACUAGUUGAUAUAUCAGUAAACUGGGAUUGAUUUCUGACAGGACAACCACAAGUGGAUGUUGGAUUUCUUUUUUUUUGUAGGUUUAUUUGAUCAGAAAGCACAACUUUGUUGGAUGUAAGAUCUGUAGUUUUGGCGCUGACCAUUUUGUUGCGUGAAAUGUCACUGUGCCAUUCAACGAAACCUACUUGCAAGUUGAAACUACUUGAAACUAAAACAGAAAGAUUUGGCCGAUGUAUUUGGAUAGACUCGUGGCAUUUCCUACAUUUAGUGACAGGACAACCACAAUUAGGUUUGUCACAGUUGUCUAUUCAUUCAAGGCCUACUGUGUGUAUCUGUUUAUUCCUCUCUUAAAAGCCUGUUUGUGUUUGUUGAUUUUGGAUUGUAGUUUUGAGAGGAUGAUUAACAAAGUGUUGAAUUAGCAUUUUCGAAUUA
Messenger RNA from Panicum virgatum (switchgrass), 1145 nucleotides. RefSeq lists its product as uncharacterized. Bases 260 to 691 code for a protein of 143 amino acids. The record is from RefSeq and is a predicted model, not a curated record. The transcript is spliced from 4 exons. Lineage: Eukaryota; Viridiplantae; Streptophyta; Magnoliopsida; Poales; Poaceae.